Malassezia globosa CBS 7966 is the source of this 255-nucleotide messenger RNA. RefSeq lists its product as uncharacterized. The coding region runs from base 1 to 255 and encodes 84 amino acids. The record is from RefSeq and is a predicted model, not a curated record. The transcript is spliced from 2 exons. Lineage: Eukaryota; Fungi; Basidiomycota; Malasseziomycetes; Malasseziales; Malasseziaceae.
AUGAUGCGCGCACACGACCAACGGAGCCAUGAGUUGAUGCAGCAACAAGCACGCACACCAGUCCAGACGAAUCACAUGGAGUCGUCUGUAACUCGCUUACUUGUUGCAACCAAGAUGUUGCUCGAGUCACUAACGCAGUGGGCGCUCCGGAAAGAUACCGAGACAAACGUCUCGCGGAUAUACGUGCGUCUCGGGAACGACUUCAAUGCGUCCAUCACAGCGUUCAUGAGCGCUGGUAUCGACAUGAGAAAGUGA